Molecule: messenger RNA, 1497 nt
Organism: Amaranthus tricolor (Joseph's coat)
Lineage: Eukaryota; Viridiplantae; Streptophyta; Magnoliopsida; Caryophyllales; Amaranthaceae
Product: leucoanthocyanidin reductase-like
Exons: 5
Coding region: 84-1151 (355 amino acids)
Molecular function (GO): oxidoreductase activity
Source: RefSeq, a predicted model, not a curated record
AACCACAAUUCACAUAAUAAGUACUACAGUAGUACCUCUUCCCUUCUAACAACCCUCUCUUUCUUUUCUCAAAAAAAAAAAAGAUGACGGCUUCUACACUUCCGGUUUUGGCCAAUGGUACUAAAUUAGGGGGUCGAACCUUAAUUGUUGGUUCAACCGGGUUCAUUGGUCGGUUCAUUGCAGAGGCUUGCUUAGAAUCCGGUCGCCCCACUUACGUACUAGUUCGGUCCGGUUCAUCUGCUUUUUCAACCAAGACUCAAAUUAUACACACCCUUCAAAAUAAGGGUGCCACCAUUAUUAUCGGAACCAUAACAGAUGAGAAAUGGAUGAUAAAGAUAUUGGAGGACUAUAAGAUAGAAGUCGUCAUUUCUGCUGUUGGAGGAGAAAGCAUUUUAGACCAAUUUCAUCUCAUUCAUGCUCUUAAAGCUGUUGGAACUGUCAAGAGGUUCCUGCCUUCAGAAUUUGGGCACGACAUAGAAAGAGCAGAUCCAGUAGAACCAGGACUAAAAAUGUAUAAAGAAAAAAGAGAGGUAAGAAGAGCAAUAGAAGAAGCUGGGAUCCCCUACACCUAUAUUUGUUGCAAUUCUAUUGCAGCUUGGCCUUAUCAUGACAAUACUCAUCCUGCUGAUGUUCUUCCUCCUCUCGAUCGCUUUCACAUCUAUGGCGAUGGCAACGUCAAAGCAUACUUUGUGGCGGGUACUGAUAUUGGACGACUAACAAUCAAAGUCAUCAAUGAUCACCGGACUAUCAACAAAUCAGUUCAUUUCCGACCAACUAACAAUCUUUUGAGCAUAAACGAGCUUGCUUCUUUGUGGGAGAAAAAAAUUAAUCGAAAUCUUCCUCGUGUUACUAUAACAGAACAAGACCUUCUCAAUGCGGCCAAUGAAAUGCGAAUUCCUGAGAGUAUUGUGGCUGCAUUUACCCAUGACAUAUUCAUCCAAGGUUGCCAAGUUAACUUCGCAUUGGAUAAAGCAACUGAUGUGGAAGCAACAUCUCUGUAUCCCGAUACAACAUUUCGAUCCAUCGAUGAGUGCUUCGACGAUUUCGUAUCGAUGAUAAUCGAGGGUCACGUAAUGCCUGAAAGAAAUGUUGGUGAUGGAAUGAAACUAAAUAGGUCCGAGGCUUAUGCUAUCACCUUAUCAGCUGCUUAACCAUGUUUAAUGUAAUGUAGGAUCAUCAGUAUAGUAAUUAUGCUCAAAUUGCAUGAUUAUCUUUUGUGGUGGAAUAAAUUUUAGGAGUUUUAUAAGUACAGUAAGCCUAUUCAAAGUUUUAAUUGAUUCAUCAUUAAAAAGAAAAAAAGAAAAAUGGAGUGCAAUAAAGGGAUAUUAGAAGGUUAGGAAAUUGUUGUGUUGCAACAACUUUUUAGUAUUGAACUUUUGGUUGUCGUAAAAUUGUACUAGUAUAUUUGUCUUUAAUUUUCCUCAUUAACUAGUUUUUUAAUGCAAAUUUAUUAGUAGUAUUACAAUAAUAAAUAAAUUUUAGUUCAAUUUUUAUCAA